AUGUUACCUGUACUUCUGCUUAUUGUAGCAGCAAAAACGAGUUUCACUUGUGGACAGGUAUUGGUACCACCGUAUACUAAUCUGGCACUUGAUAGGAAGAUUGAAGCGUCCUCGACAUGUGGUGAGCUUAACGGACAGCCGAUGAAAGAAAUCUUUUGUCAAAUAGCCGGAUCAAGUCAAUAUACUCCUUUAAAUCAAUAUUCGUACAGUACCGGUGAAGAUGGCGUUUCCGUCUUUGCUGAACUUAAAAUGGAAAAACAGUCGUUUGUUCAGGGCGGGCAGAUAUGCGAUUUUUGUCAAUCGAACAGUUCAUUUGCACAUCCAGCAAGAAAUAUGGUUGAUGGCAGAGCAAGUUGGUGGCAAAGUCCACCAUUAAGCCGCGGAAUACAGUAUAACCAAGUUAACAUUAGUAUUAAUCUGGAACAAGAAUUUCAUGUGGCUUAUGUAUGGAUCCAAAUGGCAAAUAGUCCUCGACCAGGAUCAUGGGUGUUAGAAAGAUCUAUUGAUGGGGGGAAAAGUUAUAUGCCCUGGCAAUAUUUUGCUGAAACACCUGCUGAAUGCGAUCGCUUAUUCGGACGUCACACACUCCAACCAAUAUUAGAAGAUGAUUCUGUUAUAUGCACUCACGAAUUUUCUGGAAUUCACCCCAUGGAGAAUGCAGAGAUAAUGAUAAAUUUGCUUGAGAACCGCCCAGGAAAACACAACUUUAGUCAUUCUGAAAUCCUUCAAAACUUCACUCGUGCAACAAACGUACGGCUUCGGCUUCUACGUACCAAAACGCUACAUGGGCAUCUUAUGGAUGUCAACCGACGAGAUCCCACUGUCACAAGACGGUAUUUCUAUGCAAUUAAAGAAAUCUUUAUGGGAGGUCGAUGUGUUUGUAAUGGACAUGCGGACACGUGUGAUAUUCUGGACAUUCGACGUUCUAAUAUACUCCUUUGCAGAUGUGAACAUAAUACUUGUGGAGAUCAUUGUGAAUUUUGCUGCCCAGGAUUUGAACAGAAAAUGUGGCAACGAAGCAAAGAGGGUGCCGAAUUUGUGUGCGAACCGUGUAAUUGUCAUGGGCAUAGCGAGGAAUGCGUUUAUGAAAAAGAACUUGAUAGAAUGCACUCAAGCUUAGAUAUUCAUGGAAACUACGAUGGUGGUGGUCGUUGUUUAAACUGCAGAGACAAUACAGAAGGCAUAAAUUGUAACAAAUGUAUCUUUGGAUACUAUCGGCCAAAAACAAAAUGGUGGAAUGAAACAGAUGUAUGUCAACCAUGUGUAUGCGAUCCCGCAAAACACACAGGAAAUUGUGAGGACGAAACAGCUCGUUGCGUUUGUAAGCCUCAAUUUACCGGAGUAAAUUGUGAUAGAUGCGCACCUGGUCACUACUCGCCUCCAAAUUGUAAACCUUGCGAUUGCUCUAUAAAUGGCACUUUGGAUGAUAUUUGUCUGCCUGUCAAUGGGCGUUGCCCAUGUAGAAGUAAUUACGGAGGAGAGUUUUGCCAGGUAUGUGCACCGGGUUAUACGAAUCUCUCAGCCGGAUGUAUUUCUUGCAAUUGCGAUGAACUCGGUUCACUGCACAAUAAUUGUAAUGAAAGCACAGCACAGUGUAUGUGCAAAACCAAUUUCGCUGGACUUACGUGCGAUAGUUGCGCUGAUGGAUACUUCGGUCAUUCUCAGUGUAAAUAUUGUGACUGUGAUACAAUCGGUACAGAGGACAGUAUUUGUGACAAAGUGACUGGCGCUUGCCUAUGUAAACCUGGAUUCUCUGGUUCUCGAUGUGAUGAGUGCAGUCUAUACUUUUAUGGCUAUCCGUUCUGCAGAGAAUGCGGCUGCAAUAAACAUGGCUCGAAAUCAGCAAAGUGUGAUCGAAAAAAUGGUGAUUGUCCGUGUUAUGCAAAUUUUACCAGCAAAAAUUGUGAUCGUUGUGCUGCCGGAUAUUAUGAUUUUCCGAACUGCAAACCCUGUUCGUGUAUGGCUAUUGGUUCUAAAGGAAUGACUUGUGAUAAUAAUGGCCAAUGUUAUUGUAAAAAGAAUUUUCAAGGUGAAAGGUGUGAUCAGUGUAAAACAAAUUUCUACAAUUUCCCAAUUUGUGAAGAAUGUAACUGUAAUCCGAAAGGCGUAGUAGCGGGUUUCGCUGGUUGUGAUAAGGUUGAACCGGGCGAAUUGUGUACCUGCAAAACACAUGUAACGGGUCGUAUAUGUGAUCGGUGCAAACCGACCUACUGGGAUUUGCAAUAUCACCACGAAGAUGGCUGUGUACAGUGUGAUUGCAAUUUGGCUGGUACACUUUCGGGACUGAAUGAAUGCAGUAUUGAGGUGGGACAAUGCAAUUGUAAAAGGCAUGUUGUUGGUCGUCGAUGUGAUAAAUGUGCUGACGGUUUUUUUCAACUAGAAGUGCAUAAUCAGUUUGGAUGUCAAGCUUGUAAUUGCGAUAUUGGUGGUGCGCUGGGGAUUGGCUGCGAUAUGCAAACAGGGAAGUGUCGCUGCAGACCUCGGAUUACUGGACAGAAGUGUGACAGGCCAAUCGAAAAUCAUUAUUUUCCAACGCUGUGGCACAAUAAAUAUGAAGCGGAAGAUGGCAUAUCAAUGGAACAGAAUGCCGUGCGUUUUACCACCGAUAAAAACAAAUUCCCAAAUUACUCAUGGAGAGGAUAUGCGGUAUUCUCACCGAUCCAAGAAGACAUUUUAUUGGAUGUUGCAAUUAGCAAAGCCAGUCUUUAUCGUCUUUUGUUCCACUAUAUUAAUCCAACAGAUGUUCAAAUUGAUACCAGAAUUGCGAUCAUGCCUCUUUUCACGCAUACUCAAGAUGUGGAGCAAAAAACCAGAUUGAAUCUUCCAUCAACGUCUGAACCAACAACCAUAGCCGUCAAUCCCCAGCAGCCAUUCAUCUUAAGUCCUGGAAAAUGGCGCAUUAAGAUUUCAACAAAACAACGACUUUUUUUGGACUACAUCGUACUGCUACCCUCAGAAUAUUAUGAAGGAACAGUGUUGAAGGAGCGCAUUUUUGAACCUUGUCAAGUAACUGGUUCUCAGAACACAACGUGCCUAGAAUUGUUGUAUCCACCACUCCCGACUAUGUCACGAGCAAAUAUCAUUGAAUAUGGACUUAUCACAGAAGAACAAAAUGAUAGCAGCACACAACGAGUUGAGAAGAUACUGAUAGAGAACUUAUUUACGAGUACUAAUGAAGCAGCGUUUGUGCAAACUAACAACGAAAGUCGUAAAAUUCGCAUAUCUUUGAAGGUACCAGAAAAUAAUUAUUAUAUUCUCUUGAUGGAAUACUACAAUGCAGACUCAGCAAUUUCAUUAGGUUUAGAAAUGAGGCAGUACGAUCAGCUUCUGAUGAAGAAGAACAUUAUCUUUAAACACUGUCCUUAUUCGACAUUUUGUCGCGAUAUUGUAUCAUCUGAUGAAGGCAUUGCAUUAAUGCAUUUGAAAGAUGGUGGAGAUGUGGAAAUUACAUUAAUUGUUGGACCAAAACAUAAAUUUAGUUUAGCUGCAGUUAAUCUUAUUAAGAUGGAAGAUUGGGAUAUCACCUACCUUCAACAAGUUCCUGUAUGUAUCCGUAAAAAUGGACAUUGUGUAACUCAGUGGUUCCCUUUUGUAGCAAAUGGUAUGUUGAAUGAAGCUGAGUCACAAAUAAAUGCUAACAAUUCAAUCAUUGGUGAAAAGUUGCCAUUUAUUAUUGCAAAUCCGAAAGAAGUUCAAGUUAUAGCGCUGGAUGGAAAUAUGGGUACAGUAGAAGUGUCUGGAGUAGUACCAUCUCAUGGCGAUUAUGUUUUCAUUGUACAGUACUUCAAUCCUGACAACACGUUGCUAACUGUUGAUGUUACGCUCCAAAAUGGACAUCUUCAUCACGCAGAGAUAUCAUUUUCCUAUUGUCCAAGUGUUAUUGGUUGCCGAGCAGUAAUUCGAGACAAGGAACGGCGGGAUGUAAUACAGUUUUUCGUUGAUGAUAAAUAUACUGCGUCAUUUUAUUUUAAUGAAAACCAAAAAGGACCACUGUUUAUUGACUCGAUAACAUCCCUGCCAUUUCAUUCAUACAGCGAUACAUUGUUGAUCCCAUUGCCUAUCGAUAUCUCCGUUCAAUAUAUACAGGAAUGCAGUUUCAAUAACUUCAAAAAUGAUCCGUCAAACGUAAGUGAAUACUGUCGUCAGAAAGUGUUCUCCUUAACUUCUGAGCACAAUAUGGCAGCACUUCCAUGUGAAUGUAAUUCUCAAGGUAGUACAAGUUUCACGUGCGAAGAAUAUGGUGGCGAAUGUUCUUGCCGCUCGAACAUAAUAGGACGUCGAUGUGAUCGUUGCGCACCUGGCUAUUAUAAUUUCCCAGAUUGCAUUAAGUGCAAAUGUCCAGAUAAUCACUUAUGCGAUGAGAAUACUGGUCAGUGUUUCUGUCCACCACAUGUAGAGGGUAAACACUGCGACAGCUGCGUACCCUAUGCCUUCGGUUAUGAUCCUCUAAUUGGUUGUCAGUUAUGUGGUUGUCAACAAAAUGGCUCAGAAGCUCGGCAGCUUCAAUGCGAUCCAGACAGUGGGCAAUGUCUCUGCAAAGUCAAUGUUGGUGGCAGAAAAUGUGACAAAUGUUUGCCAGGUUUCUAUGGUUUUCCACAUUGUUACGAAUGUGCAUGCGAAAUAGAGGGUACCACCGAAGAAAUUUGUGAGUCAACCAGUGCUGCUUGUAAAUGUAAGAAAAAUGUAAUUGGUGAGAAUUGCGAUAUUUGUCGUCCUGGUACUUUCGAUUUACGUGCAUCAAACUCUGAUGGCUGUUCAGAGUGUUUCUGCUUUGGUGCUACCGAUCGCUGCCGAUCUUCAUUUCUUCCCAUUACUUUUGUUAAUUUUGAUGAGGAGGCUUGGAAAAUAUAUCCAAAUGAAUCUGUACUACAUACGCAUGGUAAGGUAGUAUAUGAAGCGAAAAUUGACGCUAAAGAUGAUGUUUAUUUUCUGGCCCCAAUACGAUCGGGCCACGACUACACCACUUCUUAUGGUUUACAACUAUCCUUCGUGGUAUUAUCGAAUCCACGAGAUGGUGAAACCAAAAUGAAUUCCGCACCUGAUGUUCAGUUGGUUGGGAAUAACACAGUUUUGGAUUUUUGGGCACGAGAACAACCAGUUAAUCCACGAAUACCAUUUAAUGUUGAUAUCAUACUUUUGCCCGAAAAUUUCAUGGAAUCCACAGGGGAACCAACGACUCGUGAUACUCUGAUGAUGGUAUUGCACGGCUUAGAUGAACUUAGGAUUAAGGCUUGUUACUAUACAAAUUGCGAAUUAGCGUCAAUUAGUGAAUUGCAACUUGAAAUAGCUAAAGAUGAUCAGACCACUAGUGACAGUUACACAGCUUCUUCUGUCGAAAUAUGCCAGUGUCCACUGCCUUAUACUGGACUUUCUUGUCAGCAAUGUUCUCCUGGUUACUAUCGCGUCAACAAUGGUCGGUAUCUUGGUUCUUGUGUUUCCUGCAAUUGUAAUGGUCACUCUGGAAGUUGCGAUCCGUCUACUGGAAUUUGUUUCAAUUGUGAGCACGAUACUUUUGGCGACCACUGUGAAUUUUGUCGGGUGGGAUUUUAUGGUGAUGCCACCAAAGGUGGACCUUAUUCAUGUAUGCCAUGUGCCUGUCCAUAUGCUACUAAUUCGAACAACUUUGCAACAAGUUGUCAGGUCAGUGAAACAGGACUGCUGGAAUCAUGUUUCUGUAAGGAAGGAUAUACUUCUGAUUAUUGCGAGCGAUGCGAUAUUGGCUAUUAUGGCCAGCCUACUGCAAUUGAUGGUUCUUGUCAUAAAUGCAACUGCAAUAAUAAUAAUAAUCUUGAAGUUGACGGGUCUUGUCAUCCAAUAACUGGCGAUUGCUAUCUUUGUUUAAAUAAUACUGAUGGUGCACAUUGCGAACAUUGCAAACCAUGGUUCUAUGGCGACGCUGUGGAAGCUAAAAACUGUACAAAUUGUGCAUGUAAUCAAUGCGGUAGUUCAUUAUGUGACAGCAGAUCUGGAAAAUGUGAGUGCUUAGCGAAUGUAGAAGGAGAAAAGUGUGAUCGCUGUGUGACGAAUGCAUGGGGUUUCAUACGCUGCCAUGGUUGUGAAAUGUGCAACUGCGCCUUGGCAUCAUCAAGUCCUCAGUGCGAUGCUGAGACGGGACAAUGUUCCUGUAUGCCUGGGGCUGCUGGACAGAUGUGCGAAAUCUGUGAGUAUGGCUACUGGAAUUACGGACCUACCGGAUGCUCCAAAUGUGAUUGUGAAGCAGAUUUAUCGAUGGGGACAGUGUGUGAUGUUAAUACAGGGCAAUGCCACUGUCAAGAGGGUGCUACCGGACCUCGAUGCGAUCAGUGCGCUUUGCACUACGUGCGAAUACCAAAUCUUGGAUGCCGAUUAUGUGAUGAAUGUGUUCACUCAGUGACGCAUGAUCUGGAUAAAUUAACCGAUGCUGUUGCUCUUGUUAAUGAAACAGUCAACAAUAUUUCAACAACUGCUCUCACGGGUGCCCGUCUUAAACGCAUUCAUAAGAAAAUUAACGAUUUGAAACCGAUAGUUGUAAAUCAUAUGAACUCAUCAUCUGAUGUGGAUAUUAAAAGUUUGAGCAGCAGCGGUAUAUUGGAUACAACUUCUAACGUUGUCAGUGUAAUUGUUCGUGCUAAUCGAUCCUUGGAUACACUUAGUACUAUGGGUAGUACCUUGAAUGGUAUCAUCAACAGAACUAAUAUCUUUCUCUCAGGUGUAUUUAAUCGUGUUGAAUCAGCUGCAUCAGUUGUUGAUUCCUUAAAAAAUCUAGUCUUCUCACUUGGCAAAGAUUCCGGUGCUGUUUACAAUCAGAAAUGGUUGAUGAAUUCAAAUUCGCUUUUACAAAAAAUUCGUGAUAGCGCGAACGAUGAAGAUGCUAGGAAACGAAUGAAAGAUGCAGAAGAUGAGACGCAAAAAUUACUGAGUCGUAUAAGACAGCUAAAGAAUAAAGACAAUGUGAUGUAUACGAAGUACUUUACUGUAAGAAAUCAAAUGGACAGACUCAUGAAUAACAUUACGGACUACCAUUCUUUUCUUUAUCGAGCGGCCAAUUCAGUUGAAAACACUCUUCAGCAAGUGAACAAUUCAAAUAUACGUCAUAUAAAUUCGGUGCAAGCUGGCGUGAAAGCAGGUGGAGUAAGAAUCAGAGAAACUCAUGCAUUUAUAAACAGUCUUAAAGAAACUUCGGAAAUCUCCAUAGAAUCAUUAAGUAAUUUGAACAAAACGCUCCGUGAAGUAAUAAGCGAAGUUCAAGUUGUCUUUGGUCAGCUAAAUAUUACGAAUGGCAGAUAUCGUCAUAGAUGGAUACGUAACAUUAAUAAGAAUGAAUACAGAGGCAAAUCGAAAGAACUAGAAAGUGAAGCAUUAUUUUUGUCUUCUUUGUUUGGUAGAACGCGAACCGAAGCAAAGAAUGCAGUAGCAGCCGCUAAUGGAUACAAAGAAUUGAUAGAACAUUUGAAAAAAGCACGAGAUGUUGCAAAUCAUACAUCUUUAAAUGCAGAGCAAGCUAGAAGGUUCCAUGAAGAAGGAGUGGCAGCAUCAGCAAGAACAUUCCGUGAACAGUCGGCUGAUUUGCUACGUUCUGCUGUUGAUCUAAAGCAGUCAAGUGUAAACAAUGUAGGUGGCCUGAAAGAUAUUUUCCUCGGAAAAGCAUUGGAAUUACAAUUCUUCAUUGAGAACCAGAAAAGGAUUUUAGAUAGCCUUCAUCCUAAGUUCGAUGAUUUAGAAGUGAAUGCAAAACUGGAGCAUUCACUAACUGCUUCGGAAGAGGCAAGAACAAGAACUGACAGUACCAUUUUCUUAUUUGAUCGCUUCAAGCCUAAUUUGGAAGAAAUGGUUAGUCGUAGCAAGAAGCUGGUUGAGUCAAUUUCUCUUUCUGCUAAUAAUGUGGAUACUGCUAGAGAGCAAAUUUUGAAGCUGGUAAAUGAAAGUUCACCGAUCAUGGAAGAGCUAAAAAUGCAGCAGCAUGCAGCUUUAAAUAUUUCGGCAACAAUAGAACAUUGUCGUGAAAAGCUAAAUUUGUUAAAAGAAAAGAUCGCUCUUUCGCGAGAUUUAGCCAACAGGAUCAACUUGGGUGCACAUUUCGAAAAAGGAAGCAUUUUGGAGUUACCAUUACCUCCACGAAUAACGCGUUUUGCUGCAUACACUGACAUAGACUUUUUCUUCAGAACUACGAACACUAGUGGUCUAAUAUUAUUCUUUGGUAAUGAACUUGGCGUUGCUGGAACGCGUGCUGUACCAACCGAUGAUUACAUUGCUGUUGAAGUAGUGAGAGGCCAUUUGCGGAUAGUUGUUAAUCUUGGUGAGACGCCCACACAACUGAUCUCGGACUCCUUUGUCACUGAUGGCAAUUGGCGAAAGGUGGCUGUAGAACGUGUUGGAAAAACAAUUAAACUUCGAUUAUCGUCACCAAGUUCAGUAAAUUACGAGGAGGAAAAAGCAAGAACUAUAGGUGGCUUCAAAUCGGUCCUCAAUCUCCAUCAAAAGAAAAGUCGCUUAUUUAUCGGCGGUGUUGUUCCCGGUGUCAAUAUUUCGCCGGAAAUACAUAAUCGUGAAUUCACUGGUGAUAUCGAAGAUUUACGCAUUCACGGUGAAACAGUUGGUCUGUGGAAUGCCAAAAAAGGAGGUAAUUACAAUGUGAAAGGUGCAAUGAAAAAAAUUUUUGCCACUUCGUUGACCAAUGAAAUUGCACUAAGCUUUAAUGGAGAUGGAUACGCUGUUUAUAAGCUGGGUAUUUGGAAUCCACGAAAGCAAACAAUUUUCUCCUUGACUUUUCAGACAUAUUCACCUGAUGGACUAUUUAUAUACCUUGGAAAGGAACGUGGUUUUCUGUCUCUUGAGCUACAAGAUGGUAGAGUGAAGCUCUCAUUUGAUUUUGGUUCGGGAGUUGCAAGAUUGACAAGUACUGGUAAUAAUUAUAACGACGGCAAACCUCAUUGUUUGUAUGUUCACCGGUUAGAACGUCAUGCUCGUAUGCAAGUAGAUGAUAGUGAUGUUUCGGAAGGCGACUCACCUGGCACAAUGUUCGAACUUAGCCUAUCUGAUGUUUUUUAUUUAGGCGGUGUACCAUCCGAUGUUUCGACACGCACAGCAGUUGUAUCAAUGAACGGAUGUAUAGAACAGGUGAAGUUGGACAAUCGUUUAAUGGAUUUGAGUAAAUCGAGAACUGCUAGAGGCGUGCAGUUGGGAUGCAGUGCUCGAAAUGUACGCGUUGUGUCAAUGGUAUCCGAACGUUCAAUCGCUACUUUCAGUGGUUUUAAUGUUAAAGAAGAUUAUCUCGAAUUAACAUUUCGAUUUAAAACAAAACGAUCAUCUGGUAUUCUUGCAUCAGUUAUUUCCGAUGAACAAGAAGUCUUGUUGCAACUGCGUUACCUAAAUGGAUUUAUUUUGGCUGAGUACGGAUCUGAUAACAAAGAUGUUGCUCAAAUCGAAUUCAGAUCAAUCGCUGAUGGUCAUUGGCACUACCUCGCAUCUAUAGUGAAACCAGAAACUAUACGACUAGAUUUGGAUGAUCUUUAUUCAAAUGAAAUUCGUAGGAGUGUUGCAGAUAAUGAGGUGGUUGGUGUACCGAUCAUUGUGCAGUUUGGUCAGUCACUCGAUUCUAACCUAUAUUUCGAAGGAUGCAUCGGUGAUGCAACAUACAAUGGUCAAUUGCUCGAUUUUGCUGAGGCAUCAACUAACGAAGUGGGUCUAACAGACUGUUCUUUUCUGGAAGACAUUUCAACAACAGAUAUGUCUUCUGGACAAGCAACAAGAAAUCAACCUAUGAAUGUCUCCAUACCUGCGACAAACAGCAUGCAACCAGUUGUGACAGAAACUGAUAAUGAAUUCACUGCAGAAAAUAGAAUAUCAUCGGACACACCUUCCCUUACAACACUGAGAGGAAUUGUUCGCAAAUCAGACGAAUGUGCACUUUUGAAAAGAUCGUAUGGCAAUAGACCUAAUUCCAGCGGUACUCGAUUUGGUUUAUCUCCUUCAUCACGUCUUGAAUUUGAUAAGCCACCUUCUUCGUUUGAUAAAAACAGUCUCUUCUCGAUACAGUUGCGAGCCACAGCAUCAAAUGGAAUAAUUAUGUUCACGACGAAUAACAGACAUACUGAUUACUUAGCCUUAUAUCUCGUGAAUGGCAUUGUUCAUUUUGCUUACAAUUCUGGAUCAGGACAAGCUGUUCUAAAAUCAAAUAGAAGUGUAAUGGACUAUGAAUGGCACAGUAUAAGAGCGGAACGUGAAGGACUUGCGGGAACAUUAUAUAUUGACAACGUAAUGGAAGCAAAUGGACAAUCUCCUCCUGGAACCGAUACAGUUGAUACUCAACCACCAAUCUAUAUUGGGGGACUCCCAACAGAUCUUGUGCCGUUUGCAUCCAGAAUACUACAGGGUGCUAAAUCAGUUUUUGGUGGAUGUUUGAGAGAUUUCAAGCUUAACGAAAUGAAGUUUGAUGUGCCACCAGUAGAGAUUGGUACAGUGCCAUGCAGUCACUACACUGAAGAAGGACUAUAUUUUGGAGAAAAUGGUGGCUACGCUGUAUUAAACAAAAACUUGAAGGUUGGUUCAUCGUUCAAUAUUGAGUUAGAAGUGCGACCGCGGACAAAAACUGCUGUUUUAUUAUCAGUUGGUGUUCUGGAAUAUUUAACACUUCAAUUCUCCAAUGGCACGGUUAAAUUCACAGUGGAUAAUGGUGCAGGUCAGGAAACGGUAGUACACGUACCGAGCACUACCAACGCUCUCUGUGACGGACACUGGCAUCAUAUAAAGCUUUACAAAACGAAGAAUCUGAUGACUUUGACUGUCGAUGGCAGAAGCAGUUUAAACAUAAUGAAGAAAGGUAGAAAGACGGACACGAAUACAAAGGAUCCUCUGUAUCUAGGUGGUGUUCCCAAAGGCAUUAAAACAAGAAGUUUGGAAACAACAGAUGGAUUUUUGGGUUGUGUUCGUGUUUUAAAUAUGGAAAAGAAACCGCGGAAACGAAAAAACAUUGACUUGUCACAAGUGUCUCUAUUUGGUGAUAUUACAAAAAAUUCGUGUCCUGUUAAUUGA
Molecule: messenger RNA, 11010 nt
Organism: Brugia malayi
Lineage: Eukaryota; Metazoa; Nematoda; Chromadorea; Rhabditida; Onchocercidae
Gene: Bma-epi-1
Exons: 66
Coding region: 1-11010 (3669 amino acids)
Biological process (GO): cell adhesion; axon guidance
Cellular component (GO): basement membrane
Source: RefSeq, a predicted model, not a curated record